Molecule: messenger RNA, 585 nt
Organism: Uncinocarpus reesii 1704
Lineage: Eukaryota; Fungi; Ascomycota; Eurotiomycetes; Onygenales; Onygenaceae
Exons: 2
Coding region: 1-585 (194 amino acids)
Source: RefSeq, a predicted model, not a curated record
AUGGGCCCAACGACAUCCUGGCUCCACGACGCCGGCAUCACCCCGCGCGCAUCCACCAUCCCCCAGCCCCACCACUCCGAACCCCGCUGCCAGGCCCGCGCCAGUGCCGCCGGAGCUUCCACCGGGCGUGCGCGACAGAUCGAACGGGUUCAGCGUCUGGCCGCCGAGGGAGGAUGCGGAGAUGCCUUCGAGCGCGAGUUCGUGGAGGUUGGUCUUGGCGAGGAGGAUUGCGCCGGCAUGGCGGAGGUGAGUGAGCAUGGGGGCGUCGUGGAGCGGACGGAGCGCGGAGAGGGCCAGGGAGCCGCCGGUGGUGGGCAUGUCAAAGGUGUCGAUGUUGUCUUUGACGAGGACGGGGAUGCAGAACAGGGGCGGGAGGCCGACGGUGGUGGCAUUUUGCGAGCCGGUGGGGAUCGUGAGGUUGUGGGAUUCAUCAGCGAGUUUCUGGCGGAGAAUUUCGUCCAGGGCGUCGGCGGUGGUGAGGGCGGCGGGGUUCAGGGUGAUGAUGGCGUUGAUGGGCGGGUUGUAGGCUUCAGUCUGGGCGAUGAAGAGGGAGGUGAUGGCGCGACAUGUUGCUUGUCUGGAUAA